Messenger RNA from Meloidogyne enterolobii, 1347 nucleotides. The record is from the annotation of a GenBank genome assembly. Lineage: Eukaryota; Metazoa; Nematoda; Chromadorea; Rhabditida; Meloidogynidae.
AUGCCGUUAGAGAAUGAUGAUUGUCUGUUAACUCCAUCUGUGGCUUUGACUUCAACAAGUAUUUCUAAUGGUGGUUCAAGUCAAAUUAUAGCCUGUCAAUCUGGUGACUCUUGUUCGUGUACUGCUUGCUGCCAGUCUGAGCCUUAUAAAAAGAACUAUCUCAAUGUUAAUAAAUGCCUGUGGCGAAGACGUUGCUGUCAACUCCCUGAAAAAACUUCAUUGACCCUCAACAGCUCCGACAGCAACUCUUCUUCCCUUUCCCGGCUUUUAUUUUCUUCAAUUUUAACAACAUUUACUUCAUUUCCUCCAUUAUUCCUCCUCUUUAUUAUUAUUUUUAUAAGCAAUAUCCUUUCUAUACUACCCCCAUUUGUACAAUCUACCCUCAUUCUAGUACCUUCAUCUUCCUACAAAAAUAUCUCAUCAACUUCUUUCUUAAAUUAUGUUCCCCUACAAAAUCAUUCUCGCGUUAAACGACAACAAUGGUGGCCUCAACAACAGCAACAAAUGUGGCCACCAUACCCUCAGCAACAACAAAUGGAACCUUGCCCUCCUCAAUGUUUUGGUUGUCAACCAACAAAUUGUCAGGCUGUUCAGUGUAUGCAGCCUCAAAUGGUCAAUAUGGUUCGUUGUUGUUGUCGUCCUGCUAUGAUAAUACAUCCACAGCCUGACUUGAAGACGGCCUGUGAUGGUGAGGAAGCAGUUGCUGCCUGUAUGAAUGGACUUUGUGGGCAAGGCUUUUUCUGCAAUCAUAGAAAAUUUUGUUGUCGAUGUCCUAUUGGGAAAUCGCUUGGAAAUUGUAUCAACGGCCUCUGCCCGACUGGAUACGUUUGCAAUUCCAACAAUUUUUGUUGUGCUGCAGGCGCUGGGUUUUUAAACUUCCUUUGUUCUUUAAUGUUUAUGAACUUAUUUUUAGUAGUGUUAUUGGCCCUUGCGUCAAUGGUAAAUGUCCUGAAGGAUAUGAAUGUGAAUCUUUGUUAUGCUCGAACUAGCACAACAAACAUUGAAAACAACAACAACCUUUGGGCAGCAGCUGAAGCCCCCAAAACAACUAAACAACCAAUUCGUCAAUUUCCUUUAAGACCACGUAUUGGGGGUUCAGGAUUUGGUUUUGUAGGGAACCGACAAAGAUUAAAUGGAGGUGAUAGGCGAAUAACUAACAGAAAAAGGCACCAACAGACUAAAAAACGAAGGUUGAAUCGUCAAAGAGGAUGGGGUUGGGGAACGGGAGACGAUUUAUUUGAACCUUUUGCUGAUGAUUGGCAACAGGAUGAUGAUAAUGGAGAAGAGGAAAUGGAGGGAGGCGAAGAGGAAAUAGGGGGUGAUGGGGUUUUUGAUUUUUGGGGAUGA